AUGCCCAGCUCAACCGCCUCGCUCCAGGUUCCGGGCCAGUCUACAGCUAUUCCGGGCUCCAGUCCAAAACACCAGCUCCGCCAACGGUCGCCGCAGGGCAAGCGAGGCAAGCCCCGGAGGAACAGCGCCCCUCAACCGCCUCGACGGCUCAAGGAACGAUUGCGGGACCUGCGCGAGCAAGUCUGGUUCUUGCCUGCAGUCUUGUUGGGCGUAGCGUGCUUCUUGGGACUUCUCUACUCUGCCAUCCGGAUAUCUUCGCAUUCCAGCGACUACUCUACCUUUCCCACACCUCGCCGCCCUCCCUCCCGCCACACUGCCGUGAAACCGCCCUCGCCGCCCACCGCCAAAGUCGUCCCCGAACCGCUCGUGCGCGCCGGCAAUGGGAACGCCAAGGCGCACGACGUCCUCGACGAAGCGGUGCGGCACGCGCUUGAGGAUGCGUGGAAGUUGCCGCCGCAUGUUGCGAAGCAGAGCGACGGCGAUGCCUCGAGGGCAGGCGAGGCGGUCAACUCUGGAGGUGCGGACGCUGCGCAGGGUGGCUCUGACAAGCAGCGCACCCUGGCAGAGCUGUAUGCGGACCUGGAGGAGUUGGGCGUGAGUGCGCACGAGCUUCAGGAGGCGCUGGACGAGGCUAUGAGGGAGUCGGGCGAGCGCUAG
Messenger RNA from Rhodotorula toruloides NP11, 657 nucleotides. RefSeq lists its product as uncharacterized. Bases 1 to 657 code for a protein of 218 amino acids. The record is from RefSeq and is a predicted model, not a curated record. The transcript is spliced from 2 exons. NCBI's taxonomy places the organism in Eukaryota, Fungi, Basidiomycota, Microbotryomycetes, Sporidiobolales, Sporidiobolaceae.